UCCUUCGCGAGGCGAAGACAAAAAGCAAAGCAUGAACAUCGACGCACGAGGUGCUGUCUACGUCCACACUCGGAUCCAGGGACACACUCGGAUGCUUUGAUGGCCACACAGAUGUCGUGAUCUAACUCGGGCUCAAUAACGGUUGCUGCAAACGCUCCCUUCCAGCCAGCCGCAGGGAUGGUCGUGGGACGAGCUGCACGAGGUGGUGCCUCGACGCUGCACUCUGCCUUCGGACCGAGAGGACUAGAGGCUCACAGCAAAUUCAAACGUGCAACAGCGCCGGCGGAAUGGCAUAGAGAGGCUCACAUUAGCACAAGAAGGCGUCUGAUGCUGCCACCUAUUCGAGGACUACCGACAGGAGCAUCUGUUCCGUUGCGCCAGCCCACCCCUGCGUCCUCGCGAUGGUACGCCAGCGAUGCCGACCAAAGCAUCGCUUCUGCAAGUCAGCAGCCUCCCACGCCGCCUCCAGCAUCCACCUUCUCGGCUCUGCCCGUCACUUCGUUCAGCAUCAUCGCGCAUAUAGAUCACGGAAAGAGCACACUGGCGGAUAGACUUUUGGAGCUCACGGGCUGCAUACCUGCCGGUCGAGGCAACAAGCAAUUCUUGGACACGCUCAAGGUUGAGAGGGAGAGGGGCAUCACGGUCAAGAGUCAGGCGGUCAGCAUGGUCUGGAAUGGGUGCUUGCUGAAUCUGAUAGAUACGCCCGGCCACGUGGAUUUCGCUUAUGAAGUCAGCAGGAGCCUUUCAGCUUGUCAGGUGGCACUUCUGGUCGUCGAUGCUUCUCAGGGCAUCCAGUCUCAAACGCUGUCUGUGCUCCGCAUCGCGAGAUCGCGCAACCUUCUCAUCAUUCCGGUCCUCAACAAGAUCGAUCUGCCCGCUUCAGAUCCGGAACGAGUAUUAGACCAACUCACGGAGUUGGGGCUUGACGUAGGGCCAGGAGGCAAAGAGGAGGCCAUCAACGUCAGCGCAAAGACGGGAGCAGGCGUAGAUAAAGUGCUAGAGAGACUGGUGCUGCAAGCGAGAAGGCGCGACGAAGAGCUCGCCGAACGCCAGCCUUUGAGAGCUCUAGUGUUCGACUCGUGGUACGACUCGUACAAGGGCGUUGUGGCGCUGGUGGCCAUCUACGACGGUGUUCUGAGGAAGGGAGACCGUAUCUGCUCGUCUGCCACCGGAAAGCGUUACGAGAUUCUGAACGCUGGUGUCAACAGCCCGACCGCAAACUCCACGAACGAGCUGCGGACGGGACAGGUCGGAUGGGUGAUGAUGAAUAUGAAAGUGCUGGAGGAGGCCAUGAUCGGAGACACUCUCCAUCACGCGAAUGCUCGAGUCGAGCCUUUGGAGGGCUUCAAGCCGACUGUGCCCAUGGUCUUUGCAGCUGCCUUUCCACUGGACACGACGGAUUUUCCAAAGUUGGAGGACGCCAUCACUCGCUUAGCGCUCAAUGAUCGAAGUGUCACAGUGGCCAGAGAGUCGAGCAUGGCUCUAGGCCAGGGCUGCCGUCUGGGCUUUCUUGGCACCCUACAUCUCGACGUGUUCCGUCAGAGACUUGAAGACGAAUACGGUCAAACGAUCUUGGUCACCGCUCCAACCGUGCCUUUCAGACUCACGACCAAAGACGGGAAGCAGACACACCUCAACAAUCCCACGGAAUUUCCCGAAGACACGAGCAAAGGUGGCUCCUACGCGGAAAUAGCCGAGCCUGUGGUGAAAGGCACGCUGAUCUGCCCUGAAGAGCAUGUGGGUCCAAUGAUGGAGCUUUGCGCCGAGCAUCGGGGCGAAGAGCUUGACUGUGUCUUUGACGACACGUCCUACGGCGACUCUCGCGAGGUGCGCAUGGUCUACCGCCUGCCUUUGGCAGAGAUCGUUACAGACUUCUUUGGCAAGCUCAAGUCUCGCUCCAGCGGAUUUGCCGCGUUUGAGUACGAGGAUGAUGGAUAUAUGGCCUCAGAUCUUGUGAAGCUUUCUUUCCUGAUCAAUGGUACUCCAGUGGAUGCUUUGGCAAAUGUCAUUCAUCGUUCAAAGGCCGUAGCAGCAGGUAGAGAUAUGGCUUCACGAUUGAGAGAGAAAAUUCCUCGCCAGCAAUUUGAGAUCGCGAUUCAAGCGAUCGUCGGUGCCAAGGUCAUUGCGCGCGAGACGGUCAAGGCGUACAGACGAGAUGUGACAGCUGGUCUGUAUGGCGGGCACUACGAGCGCAAGCUCAAACAUCUCACCAAACAAAAGGAAGGCAAGAAGCGCCUUCGAGAGAUGAGCUUCGGACGCGUUCAAGUGCCUCAAGAUGCUUUCCUCUCAGUCCUUGACACACGACCUAAGGCCAAGUGAUCUCACCAAGAGAUGUCAUCUGAUCGGUGAAGCAAGGUUAUUACACGGUGAUAGUCUCUUGUAGAUGUACGGAGAAAGUAAUUCAGAAUUUCGGGAGUGUAGCGAAGAAGCGGACUAAGAUUUUCAAGGUGUAUGGUAAUCUUGCGGAACGACGCACAUCGAGGCACUCUAAAAAGCACUCUUCGUCCCAGAGAAACGUCCAUGUUGUGCGGCACAAGGUGGCUCGAAGGCACUCUAAGGGGGUGCUGUUGUGUUGGGGGUACCGUUCGUGAUUUGCGCGCCUGCGGCAAGGAUCCCACACAGAGGUCGAGUAUCAGCGCGCGUGCCUCACCUGCCAUCUGCGGGCUACCCAUGUUCUCACCUCUUGAACACGUGGUGCGGUAUUCGUCUGGGGUGCGCGCCUUGGCGACCGCGGAGGGAUGCACGCUACGGACCGAGAUCAAGAGCAUGCCGUCGGGUCAGCAAAGCGCUACACUACCUUGUAAUCGAAUGCGUAC
Molecule: messenger RNA, 2816 nt
Organism: Ceraceosorus guamensis
Lineage: Eukaryota; Fungi; Basidiomycota; Exobasidiomycetes; Ceraceosorales; Ceraceosoraceae
Product: putative GUF1-GTP-binding protein
Exons: 11
Coding region: 178-2319 (713 amino acids)
Biological process (GO): positive regulation of translation
Cellular component (GO): mitochondrion
Molecular function (GO): mitochondrial ribosome binding; GTPase activity; GTP binding
Source: RefSeq, a predicted model, not a curated record